UGACAGCGGUCACUCAAAACAACCGCUGUUUUUUUCUUUCCAAAAACCAGACAGAGCGAGAGUUUUAAGGUUUUUGGGAAAUAAACCCCAAUAAUUCCCAAAACCUCGACAACAAUGGCGGAUGAGGCAAAAGAAAGAGAGGAAUACUCGCUGCUGAAGGACUUCAGAGCGGAAAUUGAACCAAAAGAUGGAGCCUUUUCUCUUUGCUUUUGGCUCUACCUCACGAGCUCCGCUGCCUCUCCUGCCACGCUCAUUCAGGAGCAGUCGGGUGCCACUGGAAGUGCGCCCUUUCUUGUUUUGAGCGAGAAGAAGAAAAUGGUGCUUUUGCCGUUGGGAAUCUUGCACAAGGAAGCUCCUGAAACUUGUGACUUGUCUUCGUUGUCCGAAGAUUCAUAUGUAUCUACGGAGAAUGAGUUUCCAACGGAGAAAUGGAUUCAUGUUGGGUGUGAGGUUUUGUCUGAUACCUUGCGGCUGCAUAUUGAUGGUGAAGCUGUGGGAAAUAAAUCUAUGUCGUCUUUGUUCAACAAGGACUCCAUUGCAAGUGGUUUGACGAAGAUCAUUUUGGUAUCUGGUGGCAGAGAGGACAAUAGUUUGCAGGGUUACAUCUGCAAUCACAAAGUUUUGCCUUUAACUUCAUCUAUUUUGGAAUACUAUGCUAAGGACCCACCGCUAAAAUUAUCCAUUGAUAAUUCAUCUGCUUCUGAGAUUGAGGUAGACAGUGAUGGUGUUUGGAGUAUUGUUGGCGGCAAGGCCUCGUGUCGCAGGAUUUUUUCACUGGAUGUUGUACUGUUAGAUGCCUUUUCCCAUCCUUCAAACCAGGAGUUGGAGGUUAUUGCUUCCCUUGUGUAUGCUGACAAUGGGGAACCUGUGGAGAAGACAAGUGAUGGGGAAGCUCCGCUUUUGGCAAGUCAUGAUGGGUUUGAAUUUGCUUUUUCGGACAGACCAAGUAAAACAUUGAAAGGGCAUGCGUCUUUUAAGCUCAAGAUAUCCCAGCUUUCAUCUAAGUGUGAUAAUCGGAUGUUCCGCGUAAUGUUUCACAUCCCAAAAUUGGAAAAGUAUCCUUUCCUCAAGGCAUUCACUCCUCCAAUUCGUUGUAUCUCAAGGAGCCGCACUACUCGAAUAUCCACUACAGCAUGGAAAAGACCAGCAUCUGCCAGUGAUCCAGUUAGUUUAUCUCAGUUAUCGGGAUUGGGUGAUGAAACCUUAGAACUUCAGCACAGUUCUGUUAAUGAAGAGAAACUGAGUCCAUCAUCAAAACGGUGUAGGUUGGGACAAGAUAGAAUACGUGCAACUGUUUCCGCCUUGGAGCAACCCGAUGACGAAUGCAACUCUCAUGCUAGAACUGCUAAACAGGUUGAAGCACUUGCGAAAAAUGUGGUUGGUAGACCCAACAGUGUUGAAGAAAUAGACGACUCCCGAACUGAUUCAGAGAGACCCGAAGUGAGAAACCCAGAUCUUAUGAGUACAUCAAGUAGUAGAAAUCCAAUUUCAGAUGCAACUAUUUUCAAAUACUGCCUAGCAAGUUUAUCUGAGAAGACUCUUCUGCUCAAAGAGAUUGCCAGCACUGCUUCCAAUGAAGAAAUUUUGAGUUUUUCCCAUCAGGUUUCCUUGUAUUCAGGAUGUUCACACCACAGGCACCAAGUAGAAAUGGCAAAGAGUUUGGUAGAAGAAGGAACUAAAGCUUGGAAUUCCAUCUCACAAAAUAACCGCCAGGUUCCAUGGGAGAGUGCAGUUUUUGAAAUUGAAGAGCAUUUCAUGAAGAUUGCUUGUUGUAAUUCUCGGUCUCUCACGCAGCAGGACUUUGAGCUACUGAGGAGAAUCGCUGGUUGCCAAGAACAUCUUGCCAAAGAGAACUUUGAAAAGUUGUGGUGUUGGUUAUAUCCUGUAGCUUUUACGUUAUCAAGAGAUGGGAUAAAUACAAUGUGGAGUUCAAAAUCUCCCAAGUGGAUAGAAGGGUUCAUUACAAAGGAAGAAUCUGAGACUUCGCUUCAAGGUUCAAGGGGUUUCCAGGAACCUGGAACAUUUGUACUCCGGUUUCCUACUUCAAGGAGCUGGCCCCACCCGGAUGCUGGCAGCUUAGUUGUGACUUAUGUGGGCAGCAAGCACACAAUUCACCACAGGCUUAUCUCCCUUGAUCAUAUGUUUAGUCCUGCUGAGAGAGAGCAGAAUGCAAAACCACUGCAAGACAUGCUUCUUGCGGAGCCUGAACUCUCUCAAUUGGGAAGGAUAAUAAGAAGUCACUAAGCGAGCUAGAGAUGCGUAGAUAACACCAUUCUGUUCGUGCGAGAUCAAUUUUUUCGGGUGUCUAUUAUUGCAGUCGUGCAUUUUAUGUGUAGAUUAGUCUUCUGUUAUGUCAAUAUCUCAAAAGUGGAAAUGUCCAUUUUGUAGAAUCCUCAGCAGAUUUCAAUUGCAAGAUUGAACUUUUAUGGCCAACUUUUUUUCUGAUACAAUGAGCUUUGGAUGCUAGUGAUGCACACAGUUGUGACAUAUAUGUACAUUAAUCAUAUGUGAUGCUUUGCACA
Molecule: messenger RNA, 2522 nt
Organism: Pyrus x bretschneideri (Chinese white pear)
Lineage: Eukaryota; Viridiplantae; Streptophyta; Magnoliopsida; Rosales; Rosaceae
Product: SH2 domain-containing protein B-like
Exons: 12
Coding region: 115-2244 (709 amino acids)
Biological process (GO): regulation of transcription by RNA polymerase II; signal transduction
Molecular function (GO): RNA polymerase II cis-regulatory region sequence-specific DNA binding; DNA-binding transcription factor activity, RNA polymerase II-specific
Source: RefSeq, a predicted model, not a curated record